Cavenderia fasciculata is the source of this 1158-nucleotide messenger RNA. RefSeq names its product alpha-centractin (gene arpA). Bases 1 to 1158 code for a protein of 385 amino acids. The record is from RefSeq and is a predicted model, not a curated record. NCBI's taxonomy places the organism in Eukaryota, Evosea, Eumycetozoa, Acytosteliales, Cavenderiaceae. The transcript is spliced from 4 exons.
AUGAGUAGAAACCAAGUAGAGUUUUCAAAUCAACCUGUCGUUAUCGAUAAUGGUUCAGGUUUCAUUAAAGCAGGUUUUGCAGGACAAGAUCAACCUUCUUCUAUAUUUUCAUCAUUGAUUGGUCACCCAAAGUAUAAAAAGGUGAUGGGAUCAAAUGUAGAUGGGGAUUCAUCAUUUUUCGUUGGAGACAAGGUCACAGAGAUGAGAGGAGUAUUAAAAUUGAGACAUCCAAUGGAUCAUGGUGUUGUAAUGAAUUGGGAGAAUAUGGAACGUAUUUGGAAUCAUACAUAUGAAUUGUUAAAGAUUCAAUCAUCUGAACAUCCAGUAUUAGUUACAGAUGUACCACAUAAUCCAAGAUUACAUAGAGAAAGAGCAGCAGAAUUAUUCUUUGAAACCUAUAAUACACCUGCUUUAUAUUUCUCGAUACCAGCAGUACUCAGUCUAUAUGCAAGUGGUCGUACUACUGGUGUGGUUUUAGAUUCUGGUGAUGGUGUUACUCACACUGUUCCAGUGUUUGAAGGUUUUGCCUUGCCACACGCCAUCACACGUAUAGAUAUAGGAGGUAGAGAUAUUACCAAUCAUUUGCAAUACCUACUAAGAAGAGCAGGUUACAACUUUAGAACAAGUGCCGAGCUCGAAGUGGUUCGUAUCAUAAAGGAAAAGAACUGUUAUGUUGCAUUUGAUCCUGCCAAAGAGGAAGAGUUGUUGGAACCAGAGGCCGGCACUAGUCGUCCCGUUCAAACAACAUACACAUUGCCCGAUGGCCAAACUAUCGAUUUGGGUGCCGAAAAGUUCCGUGCACCAGAACUUUUAUUCCAUCCAGACAUUAUUGGCGACGAAUCACCAGGUAUUCAUCAAUGUCUUGACACUUCAAUCAGAAAGAGUGAUAUGGAUCUUAGAAAGACUUUGUACUCUAAUAUUAUCCUAGGUGGUGGCUCUACUCUGUUCCACGGAUUUGGUGAACGUCUUCUCAACGAAGUCAAGAAAUUGGCGCCCAAAGACGUUAAAAUCAAAAUCUCGGCUCCUCUUGAAAGAAAAUAUUCUGCUUGGAUUGGUGGUUCUAUCAUGGCUUCCUUGUCGACAUUCAAAGAUUUAUGGGUUACUCAUCAAGAAUAUGAAGAAGAGGGUGCUGCUAUUUUACAUAGAAAGAUUCUUUAA